AAUUGUCUCAACCUGGUACAGACUACCACAUGAUGUUGUAAAAUGUCAGAGCUCAAUCUUGCCAAAUACUCUGUUCGCAUCCGCGAUAUUCUCAGCAACGCCGACCUCGAUACAACCACUGCCAAAAGCGUACGAAGACAACUUGAACAAGAGUACAAUGUCGACCUUUCACCGUGGAAAAAGGAGGUCGACGCAUGUAUUCUGGAUAUUCUCGAUGAGCUGGAACGGGGGGAUGAAAACGACGAGGUGGGCGAGAUGGUGGACGAAAGCAUAAAGGAGGAGAAGUCCAAAGACGAAGUAAAAGAGGAGCAAAAGGUCAAGCAGGAGGACUUGAAAACAUUUUUGUCACCGCCCCCUGACAAGCCGGUACCAGUGAAGCGGAAAAAUGGAGCAGAUGUCAAUGGAUCGAGGAAAAAGGUAAAGUCAGAAGACUUUGUGUUCUCGGACGAGGAUGAGUUGGAAGAGUCUUUGGAAGCAACAGCAGGAGAUGAAGAGCUCGCACGACAAUUGCAAAGAGAGGAAGAUACCGCAAAUCGACGCACCCGAAGGUCCGGUACUGCGUCAACACCCUCCACGAAGAAAAAGUCUACCGCAAAACGAGCAUCAUCGAAACCUUCCGCUUUUACCCGUCCUGUUGUCCUGAGUCCCGCGCUCUCUACCUUUGUUGGCGGUGCAACUGAGAUGCCUCGUCAUACAGUCGUCAAAUUACUCUGGGCUUACAUCAAAGAACAUGACCUGCAAGAUCCAAAUGACAAGCGAUAUAUCCUAGUAGACGACGCCCUCCGGCCAGUGUUUGGAUCUAGACAACGUGUUGGAAUGUUUGGAAUGAAUAAGAUUCUGUCCAAGCACAUGAUGAAGAGUGAUGAGGUUGUGGGCGGACGAACUUUUGGGAGCGUGGAGGACGACGAUGACCUCUGUGAUUCUGAGGUUGAAAAGGUCAAAUCGCCAAAACCAAGAGCGAAAAAGGCGCGAAAAUCGGGCAAUGGAUUAGCGCGAACAAACAAUGCCUUCCAUCGGCCUUGGUUGUUAAGUCCGGAGCUGGCGGCAUUGCUAGGCAAGUCUGAAUUGCCCAGGCCCCAAGUAGUCAAAGGCAUUUGGGAUUAUGUCAAAGGCAACGACUUGCAGGACCCUAGCAAUCGCAAAUUUAUUCUGUGCGAUGCGGCCCUGCAAAAAGUUUUCAAGACGGACAGAGUCAGCGGCUUUGGCAUGAACUCUUUAUUAAGCCAACAUCUCAUGAAGAAGGAAAUCGCUGACUCUUCAGAUCAAAAAGAGGAAAUGGCUGAAGAUGAUCCAGAGAAAUCGGUUAAAACCGAGGAUGAUCUGUCUGAUGAGUACAGCAGCAUAUCUGAUGGAUAGCGUUUAAUCGCUAAUGUAUACCUAUGGGAAUUGGACUUCCCAUGUAUGAGUCUUUGCCAAAUUUUUGGCUUUAUAGAUAUGUAGCUCUCUUGCCCAUAUCGUUUUCUAGUUUUCAAAUACCACAUCAUAUCACAAACCA
Messenger RNA from Spizellomyces punctatus DAOM BR117, 1495 nucleotides. RefSeq lists its product as uncharacterized. Gene Ontology annotation, cellular component: nucleus. The record is from RefSeq and is a predicted model, not a curated record. Lineage: Eukaryota; Fungi; Chytridiomycota; Chytridiomycetes; Spizellomycetales; Spizellomycetaceae. The transcript is spliced from 3 exons. The coding region runs from base 43 to 1356 and encodes 437 amino acids.